UUGUAUAUGUAUAAUUUUUUAACGUUAAAAUAUAACUUCAAAACUUUUAUUAUUAAUUCUUAUUUGUCAAAAUAUGCCGUUGUUUCAAAAAUCUUUUUAUUAAGAAAGAUAAGAAAAUUAUUAUGUGGAUGCGUAAGUUCUCUUGCCGAUUUUGCAAUUUUUCUUUAUUAAACAAUCGAUAAAGCAUAAAUCACUCAAAGUAUAUUCUACGACUUUUUCGCAUCUUUCAACAUGCAACAUGCGAAUAUCACGUUAAAAGAAAGAAUCGUCUUUUGAGGCGAUUCAUUCAUCGAGUCAUCGGCAAGAACUUAUAUGCAUCGACCUAUUUAUCUAACAUAAGCAGGACAUUCGGUGAUCGAUAAUACAUAUGCUGUUUUUAUAGAAUUUUAUAGGAUUUUACAGAUAUUGAUAUCUUGUCGAGAAUCACGACAAAGGCAUUCCGCAGAAGUGACGAUGUUCUUCCACUGAAGACUAAAGUUUAAAGUAUAAAUAUGGUGCCACAAUUGAUCAAAACUAUUUCACUUCUUUUAAGCACAGACGAUGAAAGGCAUAAAUAUUUAUGAAAGCGAUUUUGAAGAGUAAACUUGGGCUUACAAAUAAGUCAGAAAAAUGAACUUUGAAUCGCGGUGUGAUGCCCCGAGAGAUAGCUUUUGGAAUGUUGAAAUUUAGGGUCAGUCAUUUCCAUAGCAUAUUCUUUGAUACAAUCGACAAAAUUAUAUUAUAUUAUUUAUUAAAAUACACGUUGAUUCAAAGGAUGAAAGAAAACCUUUGUUAGCUUCCAAUUUAUGCUUUAACGCAGUAAUUAAGCGAAUUAACCAAUUAUUCGAGAUUCGAGAUUUCCGACAGCCUCGAUCAUGAAUGCUAUCGCUUAUUGCUUACGCUUACUGCUUACUGUUUACGUUCUUCCUUGUGACUAUCCUGAAAGGAAAUCGAAGAAAUUGAGUUCGAUAGAUGGGUGUAUUAUGGAAAAAAAUAAAAUCUUGGAGACUAUGCAUUAGAAAUUGAGAUUUCGAUUUGAAGGUUGAAACUUGAUCAAUCAUAACAUUGCCUGCUACUUUUUGAUUGGUCGAAUCUCAGUCUCUAAUGCGUGAUCUGAUCUGAGGGCUUCGUAAACGUGUAGGAAAAGGAUAACGCAUCGCUGCUAUCUUUCUCUAAUAUUUUCUAGAGGAUCGCUAUCGAAUCUCGGCAAGAGACACACACGUACAAUUAUUAAAUCCGUGAAGGUCACAAAUAUUAUUCCAUCUGUUAUUGUGUGUCUAUUUCAAAUUGGCUUAGAGCGUUUAGUUGUUCGGGAAAUUCGAUAUCGAGCGAAGUAACUCCAAGUCCGUACAUUUCGAAGAGCGUAUUGUCGACAUCACGUUAAAACGAUGAAUAUCCAUAUCGCCGUUAUAGUACUCGUUAGCUUAGGAAUUGACGUUUCCUGUCAAGAAAUCUUUUCCUCGUAUUCGUCGCUGAGUAAAAAUUUCAUGGACAAGCAAAUCUCGUGCCUGAUGGAAACCGGGUCGUGCAAUGAUAUGGGAAACAAAAUGAAACGUUUGCUACUGCAAAACGAUUGCGAGCGUUGCAGUUCGCAGCAGAAAGCACGCGUAAAGAAAUUGGUAGAUGCUAUACGGUCACAGUAUCCCGCACAAUGGAAAGUGAUCAGAGAUAAAUACAAUUUGGAGCGAGAAUAGUAUAGUUAAUUUUAAUACUGAAAUCACGAGGAGGAUAAGAAAUAUAAUAUUCGUCAAAGGGAUCACGCAGACGAUAAAGAACGAGGCACCUUGGCUGCAGUCCACCGUCCAGUUCAACCGAAUAAUAAUGCAAAACAAUUGCGAGCGUUGCAGCAAUAAAAACAAAGCAUAAUUGCGAUAUCUAUCUACCAAUACUUCCAGAAUAUUGAAAGAACAUUCUAACCAUGUUCUUUGUAUUAUUUUUUUCUGUUCCAUUUUUGCAACAAAGUAAAAAUUAUUAACAUUUGUAGCUUUUGCACAUUUUAUGGUAGUUUUCGUAUGUUCCAUCAACGUAAUCCAACAUGAAAAAAAAUCUUAAUACAAAUGAUCUUAAAUUAAAUUAAUAUUGAUAUUUUUCAAAUUAAUGUAUACAUUAAAAAUAUGACAUAUUAUAAAUUGUAGAUAGACACUUUUAUGUACAGACGCUCAUGGAAAACAGAAUUAAUAUUACUUAUCUACUAAUAUCAAUAUUACUUGUGAUUAUACUAUUAUAUGUUAAAAAGCUAAAAUCCCUAUUAUAUAAUUAUAAAAUUGUAAUUUUAAUCACAAUUACAAUGGUGUGAAACAAAUAAAGAUAUUUUUUACAUCUUUUUCAAGAAA
This is a messenger RNA of Ooceraea biroi (clonal raider ant), 2312 nucleotides long. Its product is annotated as chemosensory protein 5. Lineage: Eukaryota; Metazoa; Arthropoda; Insecta; Hymenoptera; Formicidae. The record is from RefSeq and is a predicted model, not a curated record.